Molecule: messenger RNA, 7123 nt
Organism: Pseudophryne corroboree (corroboree frog)
Lineage: Eukaryota; Metazoa; Chordata; Amphibia; Anura; Myobatrachidae
Gene: PASK
Product: PAS domain containing serine/threonine kinase
Exons: 18
Coding region: 171-3695 (1174 amino acids)
Biological process (GO): intracellular signal transduction; regulation of DNA-templated transcription; negative regulation of glycogen biosynthetic process
Cellular component (GO): cytoplasm; cytosol; nucleus
Molecular function (GO): protein serine/threonine kinase activity; ATP binding
Source: RefSeq, a predicted model, not a curated record
UCAUUUUAAGCUCUUUAAUUGGCAAAUACGCCUAACAGUCAACUGGCGAGGGUUUCUCAUUGGGCGGCGCGUUCAAAUGACUGAUCCCGCCUUUUCCGCUGAAUCUGUGUCUGUGUGGGAAGGAGGAUGACAUAAUAACAAGCAGGACCGUGAUAUAUAGUGUUUCCAAAAUGGCAGCUUCAGUUGCUCCGCAAUCCCCUGGUUCCCCACUGCAGAUUGUUGCUCUCCUGAGCAAAUCUUUUCCACAGCUCCCCAGCCCACGAAGAAGGAGACAUGGCGGGCGUGCCAGGAGCCAUUGGAAUACCACCAGCUUGACCGGGGAGGACUGGAGCUCAUACAGUCUUUCUUCAGCUACCAGCAAUAUGUUGCGCUCACCCCUGGAAUAUGCCAGUGGCAUACCUACCCCAGAUGAUGCCAUCCACUGUCUGCCGUCAUAUGUGCGCAGUUCAAACCGAGCCGUGCUUACUGUGAACACUAAAAGCACACAGAUUUUGAUGGCCAAUGAUAAAGCCUGCAGACUGUUUGGGUACAGUAGUCUUGAGUUGAUUGGCAUGAGUCUAUCCAUGCUGAUCCCUGCAUCCAGCCACAGAAUCUCUGAGGCUCUAGAAGGGGAGCUUGCAAAGGCUGAUGGGAUUGCUCGGGUACCUGGAGAAGUGGUAGAAGCCAUGCGGAAUGGGGGAGAUGUGAUUGUGUUAUGUCUGUGGAUAAGCCGAGUAGAAAACCAAUGUCUGCUACAAUUGGAGACUCUACAAACAAUCACCACUGUUUUAUCAUUCCAGCAGGAUGGCAAGAUCGUGUCGUGUGAUCCGACUUGUGCACAGCUGUAUGGGUAUAUGGACCCUGAAGAGCUAUUAGGGCAGCACAUUACAUUCUUGAUGCCAGCAGUUCAUAUUCCCCAUCACAAAAAAGAAAUGUCGCAGAACAUCCAGCAACAGAGGGUUGUGGGUGUGACACGUGACGGGGCAACUUUCCCUCUCUGCUUGAAUUUGAUAGAAGACUUUGGUGAAGGUGUGUCCCCGGUGGAAGAAUACUAUGCCAGCCUCAGCGUCCUGUCCUCUAUCAGCGGAUUGAUCACUCUUCUUCCAGAUGGAUCCAUUCAGGAGCUAAAUGGAACGUUCUCACGGUCUCUUUUUGGAUAUGAAAGGGCACAGCUGUUGGGAAAGAACAUUACAUUUCUGAUUCCUGGAUUUCACCACUACAUGCGUAGUGCAGAGGAAGAGUCAUCACUGCCGGUACCUCCUGAGGAGAGGAAAGCCAUGAGCAAGUCAUGUGACAUUCUCUGCAACGGUGCUGCUGAUGUAGAGAAGUGUGUACAGAAAUGUAAGUCUGAGGAUCCACUGGCUUCUGGGGGUGGAUAUCCACAUCACGCUUGUUGUAUUGUAGCAAGUCCAUCGUCGACUCAAUCCACAAGUAAAGAUAUUGGACAGGAUAAAGCGACUUCCUCAUCCCUUACUGACCACUGCACCCUUUCCAUGCCUACCUUCUGCCAGUCUCCUGGAACCCCUACACAGGACGAGCCAUGGGAGGGAGGCAAAGCAGCGGGCAGAUGUGCAUUAAAUGAUCUUCUUCCUGGCGUAGGCAUGGAGCUGGACUUGUCACCUCUCACCCAUUGCCUAAAAAGCAUGAACCUAACUGGCAUCAAUGGUCAACAGAAAACUCCAUAUGUUAAGAAAUCCUCCCAUUCUUCUGGUGCUUGCCCCGGCACGGGGCAUGAUGAAUACUCUCUGCCUCUUCACUGUACCUCAGAGCGGAACACAAUGCAACCUCCUCCUUUUUCUAUUGACCGUACUUCACCAGUCACCGUUCAGGUGGCACCACUACCUAAUUCUCCAGUAUUAACCACAGUGGGACUUUCCAAAUGCACUGAUCCUAAUGCACACACUCACCAGGUUGCUCCAUUAUUAACAGCAGGUGGUACACAGUCUAAUAACUGCACUAACACAGAAGAAUCUUCACCCUGUAAUGAUAACUCACCCCUAAUCUCAGGCCCACCCCCACUAUUCCACAGCAGCCCUGUUAUGUGUGUACCAGAGUUUGUUUCACCAGAAAACUCUCCUUUAAACACAACCCCCCCACCACAUAACUUGUCACACUUAGUACUAUGUCCUCAAGAAAGCACCAGGAAUUCAGAGUGGAACACUGAUGAAGUACCUUUCAUUAACAUUGAACACAUGCACCCUUUCCCUAUUACAACAAGUUUGAGCCCAUUGCAUGCACAUUGCUCUAGCAAUGCACACCCGGAGCAAGAUGUUGAUGGACCUGGCUGUGACUCAUCCAGCAGAUACCCUGAAAGACAAUUAAGCCAGGAUGAUGGAGAGCAACUUUUAAAAGAGGCGUUUUCCCAGGUUACAUCCACCCCUGUUAAGGACGGAUGUCCCCUUUCCUUAGUCCUGCCUGAAAACCAUGGGCAUGCCGUUGAUCUAGCACCUCCUUCUGUCAACUGUGAAAUUAAAGAAGGGAUUUUCACUGGAAGCUGCUAUCACCAGGAUGGUUCCAGACUGUAUAUUCAGUUUGAAGUGCAUGCCGUACACACCGCCGGCAUUCCUUUAUUCAAUGUUUGGAUAUCUAAAGAUUUGAUGCAGGGACAGAGAGAAGCAAUUGCCAGAACCCGACUUCUGCUCUCCAGUUUGGCGAGUUCAUCCCAGUCGCUUCUGGAGCAGUCUGAGCGCAGUCUGGGAGAGCUGAUCCGCAGCAACGCUGAAGCCGGGCAGUGCACAGAGAUACAGGAUCUCCAGACGUUAGGCGCCUGUGACGGCCCGUAUGACCAACAAUAUGAGACACUCUUUCCUCUUGGAAAAGGAGCCUUUGGCUUUGUGUGGUCUGCAAAAGACAGGGAAGAUGCAAAGGAGGUUGUAGUGAAAUUUAUCCGUAAGGAUCGAGUGCUAGAUGACUGUUGGGUGCAGGACACUGAACUGGGGAGAGUCACUCAGGAAAUUGCUAUUUUGUCCAGGUUACAGCACCCCAAUAUUAUUAGGGUCCUGGGGGUCUUUGAGAAUUCCACAUUCUUUCAACUAGUGAUGGAGCUCCAUGGCGACGCUCUUGACCUUUUUGACUUUAUUGAUAAUCAGCCCAAUUUGGAUGAACCUCUUGCCAGUUAUAUCUUUCGACAGUUGGUGUCAGCUGUGGGGUAUCUACACAGUCACUAUAUUUUACAUCGUGACAUUAAAGAUGAAAAUAUAAUAAUUGCUCCUGACUUCACAAUAAAGCUGGUUGACUUUGGUUCUGCGGUCCAUUUACAUCCUGGAAAACUGUUCCUGACAUUCUGCGGCACCACAGAAUAUUGUGCACCAGAGGUGCUACUCGGAAACCCGUACCCAGGCCCAGAGCUGGAAAUGUGGUCUGUAGGGGUAACUCUGUACACACUGAUAUUUGGAGAGAAUCCCUUCUGUGAGGUGGAAGAGAUCCUGGAGGCAGAACUGAACCCUCCAUUCUCUGUAUCCCAAGAAUUGAAGGUUCUUAUAUCUGGUCUUCUCCAACGUGAUCCAGAUAUGCGCAUGACUCUGGAUGAGCUCUUCAGAGACCUUUGGGUGACACAGCCUGUAAACCUUGCAGAAUAUACAUGGGAAGAGGUGUACCCACCUGCCAGCUCCCAGAAAGGCGAGAACCAGCUCAUACUAGGAGAUGAAGCAUUCAGACCGUUUCCCAUCAGUUACAGCAGUGAAUGGAAUGGAGAGAUUGGGAGUCGGACAGAGUGAUUAUGAUGGCUCCAGAUGAAGCAAAAGCAGCCAUAUAUCUCUGGAUGUGUGACGCAUGCACACGACUUGGUGAUAUACAGAGACCUAAAUUUCAUUGGGAUUUUUUAUGCAUCACUAAUAAAUGAGAAGAUGUAGAUGCCAGCAUUAACAUCCAGCCUACUUUCCAGUGCUUGGGAUUGUGCCCUGCUACUGGCUGUCACAGACCUAUCACACAGCACAGCACUUACCAGUAUUUAUGGCUGCCUGCUACUAGGGAAUGGCCUCCACCAAGACUAUCGGUGCUUCAUUCAUGUUGGUAGCAAUGGCUGGCUGCCAGGGGAAUGCAGUCUCUUUCAAGUUAUAUAGAGGCGUAAUAAUAUAUAGUAUUGAUGAGAUUUGUAGCACAGUUGUAUGGGUAUCCAGCCAGAAAACGAAAUGUUAAUUGUGUGUGUGGAAAUAUUAUUCCUCAUUGUCCUCAAAUGUAGAGACUUCACUCUGAUGGGGCGUAUUUCAUAUUUUCCAUUCACCCUAACAAAUUUAGAUGUGUUGAUCAGGAUCUGGGUGGUAUUUCCUGGCUACUAAUCUAAUGUACUAGGCGGCAAUAAAACUAUGGUCUGUAAUGCCCGAAAAUGUGAAUUUCUGGAUUGAAACCGAUACAUUGCAGAGAUCAGACCAGCAGAUUGGAGUUUAUAUCUCUGCUGCCUUAGGAUCUAGGACAAUAGUUGUUUUUUAUCUGUAGCUUCUGAGCAAUCUAAUUUUAUUAUAAGGGUUUAUUUUCAGUUCAUCUCGUAGUUUCACUAUAUUAUAUGGACAGGUUGUUUGCACUCAAUUCUUUUGGUGGGGGGCAGUAACAAGCUUUUGAAUAAUUCUCUCAAACAUAGCUGUGCCUUGGAUUUAGUCAGUCAGAUAAGUCAUUCAAUGCAACAUAAUUGUCUUGUUAUAGCUCAGAUUGCACUUAUGUGUUCCUAAACACUCUGUUAUUACAGUACCUGAUGCUAAGAGGGUGUAUUUAUUGCUAAAUAUGAUAAGCCUGUUACAGUGUAUCCCCCGUUGCGGAGAUGGGUGGAUUGCAUUGUAGUAUUUAGACUGUGGCAGUAUUAAGACUGACCGGUGUAUGGUGGUUUCAUUUCUGCUGAAACCGCUUUGCAAUAGCCACCAAUGAAGGACGAGUGUAUUAUCUCGCACUUGCAAUGUGUGCCAAUCUUGCAUUUAUAUAGUCUCUGACAAUCAAAUUUUUAUUUCUCACAGUAGUUAGUUUUGUUUUUAAUAUCUUCAUGCCAUUUACCAUUUUUAAUCACAAUUUUAGUAUAUAACCACAAUUGAAUUGUUUCUAAAACAGAUCACAAAUGUAAUGUAAUCGAAUGAUCAGAUUCAUAAACGGUUUUAUUAUUUGUACAGAGAUGUAACCGUCUGGGCUGGUAUGCUUUACAUUCUUAUGGUGAACUGUGAAAAGGUUGCUUAAUUACCUGGAAGAUCACAUUUCUGAACCCACUCUUGUAUGGAUUAACUUAACUGUAUGAUCUAAUUAAAUAGUCUAAAAUUCUAUGAUUACAUUCGAGGUUGUUCAGAAAUCUGUGAUCUUCCAAGACACUUUUUUUUUUUUACUUGUGAUGCUAACCUCUUACAUGAGACCAAACAGGUAUUCAUUUGUGGUCUGUCUGCGCUCUUCUGAAGCGGGUAAUACACAUUGUGAAUACUUUCGUGGGUAUCCUAUUAACAGCUGUAAUUUGCUGUAUGGCAAAAACAGGAAUUUUCAGUAAGUAUCGGAUAAGUCUAAGUAUAGCACAAUUUUAACGUGUGGUAAAUUACUCUGUAUUUCACGAAAACGCAUAGGUUGCGCGAAUAGCCGCAUUUCUGUUUCCUCAGCAGUAAUCACUGCUUCUGGGAAGACUUAUUGGGGAAUUGUUCUCACCUCCCUGAGGCAGGAGAACCAAACUCCCGAUAAGUGUUGUUGCCCAGGGCUAAUAGGAUAGUCCCAGACAUGCAAAUUAGCCGCAGUAAUUAACCACGACUAAUUGAAUAUCAGCAUUUUGGUUCUAUCUCUUACCGAGUAGUUCUUAGAGAACCCAGAUAGUAUUGGCAGUGCCCAGAUAGCAUGUUGGCAAAUGUCACUAGUACAAAAUGUGAUUCCUAUAGGCCAGUGUUUCUCAAACUCUGUCGUCAUCAAACUCCUAGCAGUACGUGUUUUCAAGGUAUCCUCAGGAAUAAUUAGUACUACCUGUAGAUCUGUUGUAAAAGUCAACUAACACACCUGUGCUUUAGCUAGAUCAUCUGGAAAACAUGUACUGUUGAGGUUCCAUGAGGGCAGUGAUUAAAGGUGCAUACACAUGGAGAGAUUUUGACUGAGAGAUUUCCCUUGAACUGGCAAUAGAGAUUUUGACUAACUUUUCCAGCGAUUUUGACUAUCCCAUUUAAGCAAGGGGAUGCUUUUUCUUUUCCAGCGACCUAGCCAAAACUGACUUGCCUGCACAGUCUAUUUUUAGCAGCGAUAGCAACCUGGCGGGGACGCACAUAGCUAUUGCUGGCUGUGUACACACAGAGCGAUAUGCACUAACUUUCUGAGCGAUUUUGACUAUAUAGUCAAAAUCUCUCAGCUAUAUCGCUCCGUGUGUAUGGACCUUAAGAAACACUGCUAUAGGCAGUUCCUCCUUUAUGCUGUAAGUUACGAUGAAGAGAUUUGUAAAGAAGCAUACACUUGAAAAUUAUUGAUGCCAUCUAUUUUUGCAGCUUUGUAUUUUUCACUGUUUAUUUUGUUUUUGUGGCAUUUUUAACCAUUUCUAAAUGUUAAAAGUGAUUGACAUAUUUAAAUGUACUGUUAUGAGCAAACAUGUUGCAUUGUUUCAGAUUUUAUUUUUCCUCGUGUUGUGUGCAUGGUUUGCAUUGUUGGACGGCAGCUUUGGCUGUAUAAGUGUAACAUUAAUCCUGAAAAGAUUUCUCCAAAACUGUCUAUUUUUUUUUUAUUGAUGGCAUUUAAAUUAAACAACAUUGACUUCAUUUUUAGGUGUGUACACACGUGCCGCUUCACCCUAUGCCCGAGGUUCCCAAAUGCGGUACUUAAGGCAUCCCAAUGGUCCAGGUUUUAAAUGUAUCCAUGCUUGGCCACAGGUGACUUAAUUAGCACCUAAGUCAAUUUGAUUUAACCAUCUGCGUAAGAUAAUACCAGGACCGUCAUGAUUAUGUGUCAUGUUUGUAUAUGAAAGCUUUUAUUACACUGAGUGAAGCGUGUGCUAUUGUGUUAUCCCACGUCGACAACUGGAAGGUGCCAAAUGCAUUAGGCUGUAAGUAAAGCAGCAGAGGAGAAGAUAGUACAUGACAUCUUAUGGUUUGGCAUUUGUUUCCAUUUGGACUACUACAGCAAAGAAGAUUGCCAUUGGAUUUUUUGGAGUCUAAUAAAAAUGUUAAUAAGAGGUGUGGGUGGAGUCUAUUUAAAUAAAAAUGUAUUAACCUAG